AUGUCGAAGCUGACGCAGCGGCUGGCAGGGAUCCUCGUCGCAGACCUGGGCGACAGCAUCGGCGAGGACACGGCGGUGGUGUCGCGGUGCACGCGGAGCACCUGCUUCCUACGGCUGAACAGCGACUUCCUCACCAUCCUGCACCAGGACGGCGUCGGCGGCCUCCAGCUCGUCAAGGCCGGCCGGUGGGUCGCCGUCAAGCCAAACCCCGGCGCGCUCAUCGUCAACGUGGGCGACCUCCUGCAGGCGUGGAGCAACGACCGCUACCGGAGCGUCGAGCACCGGGUCAUGGCCAGCGCCGCGCGGGAGCGGUUCUCCGUCGCCUUCUUCCUCUGCCCCAGCUACGACACGCUCAUCCGGCCACGCUGCGGCGCCGGCGGACCUCCUCGCUAUGAGAACUUCACCUUCGGGGAGUACCGGAACCAGAUCAGUGAGGACGUCAGGCUCACGGGCCGAAAGCUCGGCCUGCAACGCUUUCGCAAACCAGAGUAG
Molecule: messenger RNA, 492 nt
Organism: Miscanthus lutarioriparius
Lineage: Eukaryota; Viridiplantae; Streptophyta; Magnoliopsida; Poales; Poaceae
Source: the annotation of a GenBank genome assembly